GUGUCCGGAUGGUGGUGGUUAUGGUGGGGGGGUAGUUGGUUCCUUCGUGCCUAUACUGCUCCCUAUCUCUCCUUUCUCUCCCUAUGGGAGGGCGAGGAGAGCCCCCGUAGCCGCGCACUGCGCACCGAGUUCAUCAUAGACAGAGCGAUCUUCCUGACAGCUCCUCGUCGGUCUUGAACAGAGGUGGAAUCGUCCAGAUUCUGUCCAUCUCUCCGGUUCUGCGGUAGCGUGUUAACGAACAGAAAAGAGGGAAGGAUAACGGGGAUAACGAAAGUGCGCGAUCUUCUCGCGUUCCUAGAUCGGACGGUUACUCUCGAUCAUCAUAUACGUCCCGAUCAUACACUGUGCUCCCUGACAGUCACGAAAUUUUUUAUCAUCUCCUCGUUCAUAAUUUUUUUAACAAUCUCAGUCGAUUUUUAAUCGAAUCCUGUCUUCGACUUCGGCGGCAAAUUUUUCACAAACGUGAUCGAAUACGUUGACACCUUCGCUUCUAGAGUCCCUCGAAGCGGAUCAAAUCUCUCUUCCCUUCCUUUCUCCGUUCUUUCACAUUUUUCUCUUCCGCAAUCUUCAAAGCCUCGCCUGGUUCUGUCGUCAUCGUUCACACUGUGUGUGACGAUCGCGGGAAGUUUGCUAUUCGACUGUUUGCACGAGCGGAGCGAAAGAUAGGCGCGGUUGCGAGGGAGAGAGAGGCAGAGGAAACUGCGGUGGAAGAGGAAGAAGCGGUUGAGGAGAAAGAGGAAGAGGACCUGUAGCUAAGAGGCGAGGAAGGGGGAAGAUUGUGAUGGUCCGUAUGUGGGAGGAGUAGGAGGAUCCGAAGGGCGACUUUUCUUUUAUUUGAGCUUGACACUUCGCCGCGAGCGCACACACACCGGAAGUGCCGAGUGAGACGUCAAGUUCUCUCUCUUUCCACCUUCAUCGAGAGAUUGAAAGAAAGCGAUAGAAGCGUAUUAGAACGUAUUAGGACAGAGGGUGAAAGGACGACAAGAUGUCACUGGAUCUUCGGAUAGAUUUUGCCGAGAAAGAUGCCGUAAUCCGCGACUUUGCAGUACAAAUCGGAUAAAGAAGAUCAUUGCAAGAUAAACGCGAGCUAUGCUGAAAUCUUCCUCCAGCGCCGAAGAGAAUGCCAAAGACGAGAAGAGAGAGGGAGCCGGUGCAACAAAGUGAUAGUGACCUCAUCGUAUACCUCGACGAAGUUUGGAGUACGCUAAGGUUCUCCAUAUUUCGUUCGGAGAAUAUCGACAGUAUUUCCCUUCCAAAGAUAAGUAUAUCUAACAAUAUUGAGCGAAAUUGCUCGACAUCUCUCGACCGUCAAAUACUGUUCUCUCGUCGAUAAACGCAACGGGUAUCCUUAACGAGAGAACGUACGUGUAAGUGGUGCAUCAAAGGAUAACGAAGCGUCAUUACCAGACAAACGAGUCACAAGAAGGAAGGUUUCGAGAACGUCGUCAACGAAACGUCAUCGAGCAAGCAUGCCGACGCAAUAAGCUGCCACGAGAGUCGAGAUCGAGACACAUACCCUCGAUGAAUUGCUCGAUCGCCGCGGAAUAUUAUUGUCUCGGGGUAGUUUUCGAAACGAACCCUCGGAGCAGCGAAACUGGGAGUUCUCGAAUCGCACGGAACGUCAAAGGAGAAGCGCCGGUGCCCGGGGCGAGGUGGAGUCCUCGACGCGUGCCAGGCUGCUGAUCACAGGCACCGCAGCGAAAAGAGUAGGAGAGGGACCGGAGAAUACAGGCAAAGAAAGAGAAAGGCAUACGAAGGGAGAAAGAGAAAGAGAGAGCAAAGAAGGGAGAAAGAAAGAGAGAGGGAGAGAAAGAACGAGAGCAACUUCAGCAUCGUCUCGAACGAGGGGUCCUUCCAUUUGGGUGCUAGGGGUGUGCAGCCCUGGACGAAGGGUCGCACUCAACUCUUUUAAAGUGGGCAAGCCGCGCAAAGAAGAGGAAACGUCCUCGAGGCGAUGACAGAAUGCCUCCGUCUCGUACAGGACGCGCAUACGAAAGACCGCCGUCCAGGAUCGCCACGAAAAUCGGUCCCGCUGUUGCUCUAUUGUUGAUUCUCUUCGAACAUCGUCGCGCAGUUAGCCUAAUGAGCAAUUCCGUGGAUGAUUGGGAGAGAAGCCGCAGCAACGUCGUCUGCAGCGGCAUCCCGGGAUUGACGAAGGAGCAACGCGAGCUUUGCUAUAAAAAUCCCGAUGUUACCGUAGCUGCGACGGAGGGGCUGCAAAUGGCCAUAUCUGAGUGUCAGUAUCAGUUCAUGUGGCAUAGGUGGAAUUGCUCGUCCCUCACACCUAGCAGCAGAAUUCAACAGAACAGCGUCCUUCUUCAACGAGGUUACAGAGAGACGGCGUUUGCGUACGCGAUCUUGGCCGCUGGUGUGGCUCACAAUGUGGCUCGCACCUGCAGCAUGGGUCGCCUAGUUUCCUGCAAUUGCGAUCCUUCGAGCUACAAGGGUAAAACGCCGGUGGAUGCCAAAGACGUUCAAUGGAAGUGGGGUGGCUGCUCUCACAAUCUCGACUACGGCCUAGAGUUCUCGAGACAGUUCCUAGACACGCGGGAGAAAGUCGGCGACAUACAGUCUACGGUGAAUCUACACAAUAAUCAAGCCGGUCGUUUGGUAGUAGCGAGCAACAUGCAGAUACGCUGCAAGUGCCACGGCAUGUCCGGCUCGUGCGAACUGAAGACCUGCUGGAAGGUCACGCCGGACUUCCGGAUAGUCGGCAAGAUCUUGAAAGAACGUUUCCGGAACGCCGUGUUGGUGACGCAGAGCAAUCUGGGCAGCGUGACCCCGUCGGUCAGAAUUCGAGGAUCGCGUCGGAGGCGGCCGGAUCGGCCGAGACAGAGGAAGCAUCGCGACGGCCGCAGGAGGAAGCCCCGGGAUCUCGCGAAACAGCUCUUUUACUAUCAGAAAUCGCCCAACUUUUGCGAACGGGACCCGACGACCGACAUCGCGGGCACCGCAGGUCGCAAGUGCAACAAGACCAGCACCGCCGGUGACGGAUGCGCCAAUUUGUGCUGCGGCAGAGGCUACAACGUGGUACGACAGCGACGAACGGAGCUCUGCCAUUGCAAAUUUCGCUGGUGCUGCAUGGUAAAGUGUCAAAAUUGCACGGUGGAGGAAUGGAUCACGGUUUGCAAGUAAGACGUAUAGAGGAAAAGGCGAAAGUCAAAGACUGAUACGGAUUUUCUUCCUCGUUGCGUCGACGAUAAAAUCGAUAAAAAGUAUCAUGAUAAUACGUCUCCCACGGUUCGAACGAUAAGAGAAGAAAUUAGCUCCGGGGAUUCAUCGUCCGAAGACGCGCGCGAGUUAUUCGCCUCGCAAGAAUCAAUCGAGGGACGUAAGUCGAGAGGAUUAAUAAUAUGAUUCUUAUUGAAAUCGGGAUUACCAGGCACAAAUUUCUCCUGGGCAAUCACAAUGUAGGAGCAGAUCUCCCUGCUACCUUCAAAUCUCUGCGAACGUAUUAGAAAGGUAAUCAUCUUUCUUUGUUAGUAAAAUUAAAUCUGAUUUCUGCAGGAAACGGAAAAUCCUUAAACGAGAUAGUAAUUCGAUCUUCUACUUCAUUCGACGUCAUUUAAAAUUACUCAGUCUUUAUUAAAAAAUGGCACAUUGAUCGCACUUUUGAGAACUUCGUUUUAAUUCUCAUUGCGAAAAUAGAGAAUGACGUAGAUUUUGCAUGUUAUCAAAGAAUCUAAACUCAAUUUCACACAAGUGUUUUUUAAUGUAACAGAAAACUGACUGAUAAAAAUCGUACUCUAUUCCACGCCAUUACGGAAAUUAUCCUUUAAUAUACUGAUUGUCUGCGAAUUGUAAUUAACAAUAAGCGUAUCGAAGAAGCGUUAAUUAAUCGCAGAGAUCGAAUCGCAUUAGAAGGGAAUUUGUGUAAGUAAUAUAUAUACUGUGUAAUGUGACACAGAUAAUAUAAAAUAAUUCGUAGAUUAAACAACCCCCUCCUCCCUAUAAUUUAUUUAUAAUGACGCUCUAUUUAAUUGAUAUUUAAUUUUAACUUCUACAUGAAUUGUAACACCUCCAGCACAGUAUUAUUAGACGAGAUGCAUGUUCGAUGAACAUAAUUGUACACAACUUAACAAUGCGCGCGUACAAUAAAAAGAGUUCCUUCAAAUUACAUCUCCCUCUCGUAUUCAUUA
This is a messenger RNA of Camponotus floridanus (Florida carpenter ant), 4139 nucleotides long. RefSeq names its product protein Wnt-10a (gene Wnt10). Bases 1963 to 3135 code for a protein of 390 amino acids. Gene Ontology annotation, biological process: cell fate commitment; canonical Wnt signaling pathway; multicellular organism development. Gene Ontology annotation, cellular component: extracellular region. The record is from RefSeq and is a predicted model, not a curated record. NCBI's taxonomy places the organism in Eukaryota, Metazoa, Arthropoda, Insecta, Hymenoptera, Formicidae. Gene Ontology annotation, molecular function: cytokine activity; frizzled binding. The transcript has 4 exons.